CAAAAAUGAACGACAUAUGUUUAGGAAUCAAUAUCAAAUACUAACUAUUUAGUAUACAUAUAACAUCUAAAGAAUCAUUUGGCGAGACUUAAGAUAAGAUGGCAGUGUCAUAUUAUAGUCAAAAGGAAUUAAUAAAAGAAUGAUAGAAAGAAUAAAGGGAGACCACCAGUACUGAUGCUAAAACAGUGACAAUGGAAAAUUGUUCAAAUGCGCUCCCUUUCACAGAACAUUUUUAUGCAGAUAUAUCCUCAGACGUUUAUUCCAUUGUUUUCCUAACCCUGGUUUGUAUUCUGGCUGUUGUAUGUAUUUUGAUCUUCCUGGAAGAGGUUUGGUAUUUGCGACGCGUGUAUUCAAAAGAUGAGGUGAAAUUGCAACGGCGUGUUAUAAUGCUAGGGUUAUAUCCAGUAACAGUAACAACAUCGUUGAUAAUUCUGUUGGUUCCAAGAAGCACCGUUCUCCUUGAUCUUGUCGCGUCAUGUUAUCUUACUAUUUGUUUCUACACUUUCCUGUCGCUUAUUAUUGACUAUUUUGGGGGAAAAUAUAAAAUGAUGGAACUGUUUGAAGGGACCAAGAUCCAAUUAAACACGCCGCCAUGCUGCUGUUGUUGCUGUUGUGUCCUUAAACCGGUAAAAAUGAGAAGAACGCCUUUGAGAAGAUUAAGGUAUUGCUCUUUGCAAGUUGCCAUCAUCCAACCUUUGUUAGUGUUCUUAGCGGCGGUCCUGUGGACAGAUGGAAAAUACGAUGGAGGAAUGACAAGCGCAUCAAGUAACACAUAUAUAAGUAUUUUAGAGACUAUAAGUACGCUGACUUCCGUAUAUGCCACAAUGGUUAUCUAUCGGGCCUCCAGGGAUCAUCUCAAAAUGUAUUUACUCUGGAUGAAGUUUGCCUCGUUCUACACUAUGUUUAUUGUUAGCAACAUCCAGCAUCUUGUGUUUGGAAUACUCUCUAACUUCAAUCUUCCUGCAUGUGUCGGUACAAGAGGAACAAAAGUUAGAGCAAAUGCUUUGAAGCAUACACUAGUUGUCAUUGAAGCAUUCCUGCUAGCAUUACUUGCAAGGAAAGCUUAUCGAAGGGAUGAAACUCAAAUAGAAGGACCUGUAAGUGCUGCUGAAGCUGGAUUCUCUCCCUUUAGUGUCGUAACCGAACAGCCUAUGAGUACUGGCGAUAACUCAGACACUAGCUGUGUAGCUAAUACAAGUUAUUCACGAUACGGAGCAGACUCUGGUGAAAUUUUGAGAAGUGAUAAUGAUAAUAAAGGAUUAGGUAAAAACACUAAUCAGACUGAAGUUCAACAUAAUUCGGAAUGAAACACUGUAUAUAUAUCUACGUCAGAAUUGUGUUUCGACCGUAUCACUGAAUGCUUAGCAGUUCUAUGAGAUUGCAUGAGAUCAUAAUUACAUGAUCAAUGGAGACAAAAAGCUCUUUUCAAAGUAGUAAAUGUAUUAAUAUGUUAUCAGUGUAAAUCAUGUUAUUUUAUUUCGAAUACCUUGUAAUCAAACAUUUCUGAAUGUAUUUUAUUUUCAUGGACCUCAAUAUUGACCAUGAUUAGAAUUUUGAUAAAUGGUAUGAUCAGAAUAUUAAUAAAGCGCUUUUCGAGUAGAAAGUAG
This is a messenger RNA of Mercenaria mercenaria, 1607 nucleotides long. Its product is annotated as organic solute transporter subunit alpha-like. Bases 192 to 1307 code for a protein of 371 amino acids. Gene Ontology annotation, molecular function: transporter activity. NCBI's taxonomy places the organism in Eukaryota, Metazoa, Mollusca, Bivalvia, Venerida, Veneridae. The transcript has 8 exons. The record is from RefSeq and is a predicted model, not a curated record. Gene Ontology annotation, biological process: transport.